ACACUUCGCGGACGUCACUUCCGUCAACAAUGCCAUGUGUUGAUUACAUAAACUGCCCAGCAGCGAAGUUUUUUGCAGAUUCAUCAAGUUAGGCAUGUGCUAAACAUCAUGGCAGCUGUAUCACUUGUCCAGGGAGCGAGUCGCGGAAUUGGACUUCAGUUCUGUCGUACAUUGCUUGCCCGUGGUCCAGACUCUGUUGUCAUAGCGACAUGUCGAUCACCAAACUCUGCAACAGAUCUUCAAAAGCUGUCCCAGCAAUACCCGAGCCAGCUCCGCAUCCACCAGCUAGACAUUACAAGUGAGGGUGAUAUAGAAAAAUCAUCACGCAUAAUCACUGAAGAAACAGACAGACUGGAUCUCCUCAUCAACUCUGCAGGCAUGCUGCAUCCGUCCGGGCGUGGAGAAACAAGUCUCAAGGACGUAUCCGCAGAGGGGCUUUCAGUCACCCUGAUGACCAAUGCGUUGGGGCCAACCCUGAUGACCAAGUAUUUCAGCCCCCUCCUGGCUAAGGGGUCGGGGGUGUUCGGGCUGCAAGCAGCGGAACCUAAAGCCAGACAUUCUGCUGUCCUGGUCAACAUGUCGGCCAAGGUCGGCUCCAUUACAGAUAAUGGUCUCGGAGGCUGGUACAGCUACCGAAUGUCUAAAGCUGCCCUCAACAUGGCUACGAAGAACCUCAGCAUUGAACUUGGCAGAGGUCGCAACAAGGUGAUCUGUGUAGCGCUGCACCCGGGGACAGUGGACACAGACUUGUCCCGCCCCUACCACAAGGGUGUGCCAAACUUGUUCACCGUAGAGCACUCUGUGAACUAUCUGAUGGAUGUUAUAAAUAGUCUCACACUGAAGGACUCUGGGAAAUACCUCACUUAUGACCGUACAGAGUUGCCAUUUUGAUGGAGAAUACCAUAAAUCCUGAGGCAAGGGAGUUAACUGAGUAUAAAAGUCCAGUUUCCACCCUUGCCAAACUAGGCUGGAAUUUCUAGGCUUGAUCGUAGCGCCACCAGUGGCUAUUACGAGUUAUGUCCCUACUAUGUCCCUCUUAUUGACCAAUCAGAUUCCACCUCUCAUAUCACUUGCAUUUGUUUCAAACAAAAUGGCAGCACCUAGAUCGAUAAUCAAGAUCUAUGUUGAAAUAAAACAGGUCUUACCUGAGGAUGUGCAUCAAAUGACCUGAACACCUUGAUUAAAAACAUGAAAAGAUUUGGAAAAUAUCUGUCAACGCCCAGUUGGCGGAACACAUGCUUUGCAAAUCCUUCAGUCGAAUGAAAUCUGCAUGUUGAAAUCCAUGUUGUUUUUCAAACUGGAUGUCUAAUUCGUUUCGCAAUUUUGAUUGGACUAUACAUUGACAUGUUAGUCCAGCCCAACUACAACUCCAGCGAAAUUCCAGCCUAGUUCGGUAAGGAUGGAAACUGGACUUUUAUAGUUGGUUAACUCCCUUGCCUUGGGAAGUCGGGAGAACACAGACAGAAUGUAGUGUGUUGAUGUGAAUGUGACUACAUGGGAGAUAUACCCAGAAUGAUGUGAUUGGGAUAGCAUAGAAACAUCAUUGUGUUCCAGAGACAAUACUGUGUCCAGGCAUGCUACCUCAUCUAUAUAGUCAUAUUUAGGGCUGUGUAGCGGCAAAACCUUUGUAUUGCAGUAUAUUGCGAUACAGCUUUCUAUCUAGAUUGCGAAAUAUUGUGAGCUAAAGUAUUUGACACUGAUGACAUUAAUUGAACAUGCAGAACCUAUUUUGUACAUACUAAGGUAAAUAUUACUCAGCAUGGUCAGUUAACCGUGAAGAUCCAGGUUAGAACUGGUCUUCAGCAACCCAUGCUUGCCAUAAAAGGCCACUACGUUUGUCGUAAGAGGCAACUAACAGGAUCGGGUGGUCAGGCUCGCUGACUUGGUUUGA
This is a messenger RNA of Haliotis rufescens (red abalone), 1891 nucleotides long. Its product is annotated as C-factor-like. NCBI's taxonomy places the organism in Eukaryota, Metazoa, Mollusca, Gastropoda, Lepetellida, Haliotidae. The transcript has 4 exons. The record is from RefSeq and is a predicted model, not a curated record. The coding region runs from base 109 to 891 and encodes 260 amino acids.